Belonocnema kinseyi is the source of this 1598-nucleotide messenger RNA. RefSeq lists its product as uncharacterized. The record is from RefSeq and is a predicted model, not a curated record. The transcript is spliced from 2 exons. Lineage: Eukaryota; Metazoa; Arthropoda; Insecta; Hymenoptera; Cynipidae. The coding region runs from base 1001 to 1420 and encodes 139 amino acids.
GCUGCAGAGAAGUCCUGGAAGAAGAUUGAGUACGGAAAGCUUUGAUGAAUUUUCGGCUGCAACAAAGAGACAAAAUUAAUGACCGUAGAGGAAACUUAUUCGGCAAUCGAGAUUCAAGAAGCAUUUCUCCGAAUAUUGAGAACUACUGGAAGAACAAGAACUGCUAAUGCAAUUGUGUCUCUUCUAACCGAUACCAGUGGUGAUUCAGAUAAUGUUUUUUAUCAAUCAGGCUAAAACGCGAAAUGCGGAUAUCUAUCCUUCGUAUUAUGAAGUUGCUAAAGCAAAAAAGAAUGUUAUCCAUCGCAGGUGUAGGUCCAUAUAACAGAAACAGAAGCUGGCAUCAACCUUCAGUCUCUAAUCAAUCACUCAAUAACACGACUUUUUGAAGACCCUAAUUUACAACUUCCUCCUAUAGACAAAAGGAUGAAAACUUGUAAUUUAGAUUUACUCAUGAAAUAUGGCUGCGAUAGAGCUUCAAAUCAGGGAACGUAUAACCAAAUGUUUGCGGAUGAAGAUUCGUCAGAUACGACAGUGUUUACUAUAUUGAUGGUACAAUUAUGCUUGAAGGUAAGUGAAAGUUCAGCAGUUGUUUGCAGCAAAUCCUCACCAUGGGUCUCCUAGACGAUGCAUACCAAUAGCAUUAAUAUUCGCCAAGGAGACAAAGGAAAUUACAAAAACAGAGAUUCAAGAAAUCAAACGCCAAAUCAAAAAAUUGAAGCCUACGAAGAUCACUACACCGAAUGGCGUCUACAUAGUCUGGACUGACAUAAAAAUUGACUAUGGUAGAUGGUAAAGUCUGUCUAGCAUUCUCUGAUACACUUUCAUUGGCAAGCUGCUACAUUUGUGGGGCUAAGCCAAGCGAAAUAAACCUACUUGAUCGUGUGAAGCUGAAAGAAAAGAUUAUCACCAACUUAGAAUAUGGUAUUUCUCCUUUACAUACAAAGAUGCGAUCUUUUGAAUAUAUAAUACACAGAGGUUGUCGUUUAGAUUUCAAAAAUAGAUGUGCAAGGACAGAGGAGGAAAAAAACAAAAAGGCGCUGCUCAUACUCGAAUAUGCAAGGAGUUUAAAGAAAGGACUGGUCUGAUCAUAGAUCAGCCAAGGCAUGGAACUGGUAACUCGAAUAGUGGUAACACCGCCAGAAGAUUUUUCGCAGAUCCUGACCGAGCUGCUGAAAUAACAGGAGUGAAUAAAGAAUUGAUUGUUGGGUUUUCUCAAAUUUGGCAAAUGUUGACAAGUAGUAGCACGAAAGUUCCUCCCAUGUUUUUUAACAAGUUCGCAUUUGAAACUGCACAAUUGUACGUCAGUCUUUACCCGUGGUAUUUUAUGCCUCCAUCAGUACAAAAAAUGUUGCUACAUGGAGCAACAGUUAUGCAACAUUUUUUACUUUUAAUCGGACAGUAUUCAGAAGAAGCUACGUAAUAAAGAUUUCAAGCGGUUCAGAUAAUUCAAUACACGACAGUGCUCUCAAGUUUCGACUAAUGAUGAUUUAAUGCACAAGCUUCUUGUAUCAUCUGAUCUACUAAUUGCCUCUUUAAGGCAGAAAAGGGGCAAGAAUGAAGUUGAUAUGGAUCCUGGAAUUCUUGAAAUGAUGGACAAA